CCAAUUCUCCCCCAAAACCAACUCCACACAAUCCUCACCAACCAACCAACCAAACCACAAACACAAACACAAACACAAACACACAUUCCUCCACCCCACCCACCAAAAUGAGCAUCGGCAAAAUCAUCGCCAAAAUAAUCAUCAUCCCGAUCCUGAUCAUCGUCUUCAUCUGCUACGGCAUCUACCUCCUCCUCAAGCACCGCCGGGAACGCUCGCGGGAGCGCCGCGAAGACAAGGUCCGAUCCGAGUACUACCGCGGGCUGCCGCAGUUCCAGGUCCCGCCGGAACAUCAGCACCAGUACCAGAACCAGAAUCAGAAUCAGAAUCAGAUUCCCCACCCGGGGGCGGCGGUGCAGUGGGGUUCACAUAAACAAAUGCAAGCGCAGGCGCACUAUUACCCCGGCGCUGGCGAUGAGUCGAUGAUGAAGAAGCCCGAGCCGGUGGUUUAUCCUGUUCAGGCGCAGGGGGCAGCGGUUGGGUAUGGGAUUGGGUAUGGGCAUGGGCUGGUGCCGCAGACGCAGGUGGUUGCUGCGAGUGGGGGUGGUGGAGGGGUGGUUUGAUCAUGAUGGUUUGUGUUUAUUACGGAGUGAGUGAGUAGGUGGGAUUGAUCGAUUUCGAUUUCUGCUGUGCUGGUUGGGUGGUGGGGGUUGAGAGGCGGGGUUAUUAUAUUUCGUUGAAUUUCGUCUCAUCUUACCUCAUCUGAUCCUGUUAUAUGUCUUUUCAUUUCUUGGGGGUUUGUAUUUCUUCUACGGGAGCACCUUUUCUUUUCUUUUCUUUUUUUUUCUAUUUGUUUUCAUGCCGCAAGGUUGGUUGGUUGGUGUUGGAUGGCUGUUUUCAAAGCUGGAUUGAAAAUUCUCUUACUAUGUUAUGGAUGGUUUCUUUGUAUGAUGAUUC
This is a messenger RNA of Aspergillus heteromorphus CBS 117.55, 894 nucleotides long. RefSeq lists its product as uncharacterized. The transcript has a single exon. NCBI's taxonomy places the organism in Eukaryota, Fungi, Ascomycota, Eurotiomycetes, Eurotiales, Aspergillaceae. The record is from RefSeq and is a predicted model, not a curated record. The coding region runs from base 108 to 560 and encodes 150 amino acids.